This is a messenger RNA of Arthroderma uncinatum, 2937 nucleotides long. RefSeq names its product sda1. Bases 1 to 2937 code for a protein of 978 amino acids. Lineage: Eukaryota; Fungi; Ascomycota; Eurotiomycetes; Onygenales; Arthrodermataceae. Gene Ontology annotation, biological process: ribosomal large subunit export from nucleus; ribosomal large subunit biogenesis. The record is from RefSeq and is a predicted model, not a curated record. Gene Ontology annotation, cellular component: nucleolus. The transcript is spliced from 6 exons.
AUGGGGAAGCGCAAAUUAGGCGCAUUAGAAAAGGUCGAUGCUGAUCUAACAAACCUGCAGUACAAGAUUCGACGAGAUCCAAAAUCUUACGUUGAAGACUUCCGAAGUCAACAUCUUCAAUAUGAAAACCACCGUGAAAUUUUCAUGUCUGCGCCAUCUGCGGCUACCGAUACCGGCAUAAUAUCUCUUAUUGACCUGAUUGAUUUCGUUGCGCAUAUUGCAGACUGUUAUCCGGGUAUUACGAAGGAUUUUCCGCAAGAGUUGAUUGAGAUUCUCUCUUUGCAUCAUGCUGUCCUCAGCCCAGAUUUGAGGGAGAAAAUCGUUGGGAGUUUGGUGCUUUUAAAAAGAAAAGAGAUUAUUGAUUCGUCAACAACGAUCCAAACCGUCUUGUUUAACCUUGUGACCUCUGACCGGACUUCUGCAAAGGCUCUCUGGUCCGUUAAAAUCACUAGAGAACUAUGGAAGCGCCAGAUAUGGACCGAAUCCAAAGCCGUGGAAAUCAUGAAAGAAGCUGCGCUGGCAGACAACGAAAAAGUCAUCAUCGGCGGUGUGCGGUUCUUCCUCGGCGGUGAUAAGGAGCGAGAGGAACUUGAGGAUGAGAGCAGUGAUGACGAUGCUGUGGACGUGAACAAAGUGAAACAUCAAGCUACCAUCAACAAGGGAUCUAAGAAGCGGGCCAAGGCUAUCGAAAAGGCGAAAGCUAUUGUGAAAAAGAAAGAGAAGAAGAAGAACCAGCCUCAUCCGUUGAAUUUCUCGGCUCUACAUCUUCUGCACGAUCCCCAGGGCUUUGCAGAGAACUUGUUCCAGAAGCACCUACAAAAUACAAAGGCCAAACUGAACCUUGAACAGAAGCUACUGGUGUUGCAACUUGUCUCCCGACUCGUUGGUCUACACAAGCUUACCAUAAUCCAGCUCUACUCUUACUUCUUGAAGUAUCUUACUCCAAAACAGCCGUCCGUUACCUCGUUCUUGGCCUCCCUUGCGCAGUCUUGCCAUUCGCUCGUUCCUCCAGAUACCCUUGAGCCACUCAUCCAGAAGAUUGCAAAUGAGUUCGUUUCCGAGGGAUCUGCCGCAGAGGUUGCCUCCGCUGGUCUAAACGCCAUCAGAGAAAUAUGUGUUCGACAACCUCUGGCGAUGAACGAUACUCUUCUACAAGAUCUCGUGAUGUAUAAGAAGAGUAAAGACAAGGGUGUCAUGAUGGCGGCGAAGGGGCUGUUGAGCUUAUACAGAGAAGUUGGCGCAGAGAAGCUGAAGAGGAGAGAUCGUGGCAAAGAUGCAGCCAUGGGCUUAAAGGUUGGCGAGCGGAAGUCACAACGAUACGGUGAAGAGGAGGUUGGUGAAAUCGAAGGUCUCGAGCUACUUGAAAAAUGGAAGGAAGAAGAGAGGAGGAAGAACAGGAGGGAGAACGGUCUGCCGUCUGAUGGAGAGAGUGAUGAAGAUGAGGAGAACGAGAAUGACUGGGCGGCGUGGAACAUGGAAGAGGAUGACAGCGAUGACUCUGGAGGUUGGAUCGAUGUUCAAAGCGACGUCGAUAUCGUCUUUAGCGACUCCGAGGACGAAGGGCCAACGAACAAGAAGGCCAAAACCAACGAUGCCGCCAAAGCCGACGGUGAGAAACCAGCCGAAGAGGCAGAGGUCAAGAAGGUAUCACGCCUUGCAACGAGCAGAAUUCUCACGCCUGCCGACCUGGCGAAACUGGCUGAACUACGAGCUGCAGCCAGCGUGAACGCUCUGCUCCCCGAAAACAAGCGCAAGAGACUCCUACAACAGGCUGCUGCAAACAGACACGCCGAUGAUCCUCUUACUGCUGCUGAGAUCGAGGGCCUCGCUGCCCUUUCAGCCGGAAAGCAGACUCGCUUGGAGAAGAUUGCCCAUGUGAACGAGACCAAGACUGAUCGGUCGGAGUUCAAGAGCAAGCUCGCUCGCAAGAAGGAGACCAAGGACAACCUGGGCAAGAGUUCGACGAACAAGGAGAAGGCUAGGAAGAAGAACUUCCUGAUGACGCUUGGAAAGGCAAAGGCGAAGGGGAAGCGAAGUCUUGUUGAGACGCGGGCUUCACUGAAGGCGCAUCACGAACGGAAUAAGAGAGGAGGGAAGAGAGGGAACCAGGGCAGUGCUAACCACGACCUGAGUCUCAACAUGGCUCCUCAUAAAACUACAACCGCCUCAUCCUCCAAGAAACGCAGAUUUCAGAUCCCGAUUACACAAUAUUUCUCCCCCUCGCCUUCGCAGCCGUCCGAAAACGAGCCCUCUUCACACUAUAACUACAAUGCGCCCACACACACACCUCACCCUACGUUACCUCCCACCAUACAAUCAUCUCUUCUAAGCGUUGGCAUGCGAGUUCGAAAAGCUGUGCCUGAGGGAUAUCGGACCAAAAUCACGGCCAAGACUACCUAUUAUCAGUCCAAGCCUACACCACAGAGCGACGAAAGAUGUUCAUUAACGACUGCCGCGUACUCCGAACUUAUCCCCUUCAGCGGCGCAUUUAAGGUCGGAAACUACGGAGUGCAAUCUUUCCCCAGGCCUCCGUCCUCUUAUACAGUCACAACGGAGUCAACAAUGGCCGGAAGACAGCUGGACGAAGAAUCACUUCCAUCAAGCAGCCAAGGUUCCACACAGUCCAUUGAUUCCUUUAUUCUCUCGAAACCCAAUCCGUAUAAACGAGGAUUCGAAAUCGAGGAAGACGACGACGAUUUCGAUGGCCAAGAUUCUGAGCGGAAACUCAAAACAAUGAGAUCCCAAGCACUAUCUGCAUCCUCACUCUGUGCUUCAACGCUGAAAGGGGACCGGGAACAGGAAAAUUGGGAUCCAGCAUAUACUCUCAACGGCAACGAAAAUGGAGACUUUGAAGAGGCUGCAUUUCUGAGGAGGCGAGAAGAUGUUGAUGAGACCUACCUACGCGGCGCGCGGGAGGUCCGAAUGGGCGGGGUUUAA